UGAGGAGGAGGGGGAGCUGAGCCCAAGAUGGCGGCGUCUGAGGCGACCGGCCGAUACAGGAGCGUCAUGAGUAAAAGCAAGGACCCCUCCGGCCUCCUCAUCUCCGUCAUCAGGACACUGUCCACCAGUGAUGAUGUUGAGGACAGAGAGAAUGAGAAGGGUCGCCUGGAAGAGGCGUACGAGAAGUGCGAUCAUGAUUUGGAUGAACUGAUUGUUCAACACUACACUGAGCUCACAACUGCCAUCCGCACCUACCAGAGCAUCACGGAGCGCAUUACUAACUCGCGCAACAAGAUCAAGCAGGUCAAGGAGAAUCUGCUGUCUUGUAAGAUGCUUCUGCACUGCAAGCGAGACGAGCUGCGCAAGCUGUGGAUUGAAGGCAUUGAACACAAGCAUGUCUUGAAUUUGCUGGACGAGAUUGAGAACAUCAAGCAGGUGCCCCAGAAGCUGCAGCAGCGCAUGGCCAGCAAGCACUACCUCACGGCCACGGAUAUGCUGGUGUCCGCAGUGGAUUCCCUGGAGGGACCCUUGCUUCAGGUGGAGGGACUGAGUGAUCUGAGACUGGAGCUCCACAGUAAGAAGAUGAAUAUGCACUUGGUGCUGAUAGACGAACUGCACCGCCAUCUCUACAUCAAAUCCACCAACAGGGUUGGGCAGCAGAGCAAAGAAAAAGGGAGGAUAAGUUCACUUGGGAAGGAGGCUUCUCCCGGAUCUCUUCUCGAUGUCACUAACUUGCCAACGCCUCGCAAGUUCCUCGAUUCCUCCCAGUUCGGUACCCCAGGAAGUGCCAGUGGGAAAGAUGUCAGCUUAAUGGAAAUCAAGGAGGAUUUGGAACUGGAUCCUGAAGAGAACAGCUCCAUCUUCAUGGGCAUCCUCAUCAAAGGCCUGGCCAAGCUGAAGAAGAUUCCUGAGACAGUGAAGGCCAUCCAGGAUCGUCUGGAGCAGGAACUGAAGCAGAUCGUUAAGAGGUCCACCACUCAGGUGGCCGACAGUGGCUACCAGAAAGGAGAGAACAUAGUCCAAGAAAACCAGCCUAGACUUCUCCUGGAACUUUUGGAACUGCUCUUUGACAAGUUUAACGCUGUUGCUGCUGCUCAUGCCAUUGUCUUGGGCCAUCUUCAGCAGACUGUGGCUUCUCCUUCCAGUCAGUAUGAUGGUGAUAUCAAGUUAUAUGACAUGGCAGACGUGUGGGUGAAGAUUCAGGAUGUCUUGCAGAUGCUGCUCACCGAGUACUUGGAUAUGAAGAACACACGGGCAUCUUCAGAGCCAUCAGCUCAGCUUAGUUAUGCCAGCUCUGGAAGGGAAUUUGCAGCAUUCUUUGCCAAGAAGAAACCUCAGAGGCCCAAAACCUCUCUUUUCAAGUUUGAGUCAUCAUCUCACGCUAUUAGCAUGAGUGCCUAUUUACGGGAACAGAGGAGGGAGCUGUACAGCAGGAGCGGUGAACUGCAAGGAGGACCUGAUGACAACUUGAUAGAAGGCGGCGGGACCAAGUUUGUCUGCAAGCCAGGAGCCCGAAAUAUCACAGUCAUCUUUCACCCACUUCGGAGGUUUAUUCAAGAGAUCGAGCACGCUUUGGGACUCGGACCCACCAAACAGUGUCCACUCCGGGAAUUUCUCACCAUGUAUAUCAAGAACAUCUUUCUUCACCAAGUCCUGGGAGAAAUCAACAAGGAAAUAGAAGGUGUCACCAAGACCACUGACCCACUGAAGAUACUAGCCAACGCAGACACAAUGAAAAUGCUUGGGGUGCAGAGGCCUCUCUUGCAGAGCACGGUCAUUGUCGAAAAAACGGUCCAGGACCUCAUGAACCUGAUGCAUGAUUUAAGCGCUUACUCUGACCAGUUCCUCAACAUGGUGUGCGUCAAACUCCAGGAGUACAAGGACACUUGCACCACCGCCUACAGGACCGCCUUUGGCAAGGAGUCUGAAGUUCUCAUCGGGAACCUGGGGGACAAGCUGAUUCCCCAGCAGGAGAUCCUCCGGGAUGUCAGCGACCUGAAGGCCUUGGCCAACAUGCACGAAAGCCUGGAAUGGCUCUCCGGACGGAUGAAGGCGGCUUUCUCCGACCUUCCUGUGGCACAGACGAUGUCCCCUGGCCAAGAAGGGCAUGCUAAUGCAGAUCUCCCACCAGUGUCCGAGCAGAUCGUGCAAACCCUGACGGAGCUGGCCCGAUCUUUCCAGGACAUGGCGGACCGCUGCCUGCUGGUUCUACACCUGGAAGUCAGGGUUCACUGUUUCCACUACCUGAUCCCGUUGGCUAAGCAAGGGAACUAUGCCAUUGUGGCCAACGUGGAGAGCAUGGACUAUGACCCCCUGGUGGUGAGGCUCAAUAAGGACAUCAGUGCCAUUGAAGAGGCCAUGAGCGCCAGCCUUCAGCAGAAUAAGUUCCAGUACAUCUUUGAAGGGUUGGGCCAUUUGAUUUCCUGUAUUCUCAUCAACGGGGCCCAGUACUUCAAACGUAUCAGCGAAUCUGGCAUCAAGAAGAUGUGCCGGAACAUCUUUAUCCUUCAGCAGAACCUCACCAACAUCACCAUGUCCCGGGAAGCUGACCUAGACUUCGCAAGGCAAUACUAUGAGAUGCUGUACAACACAGCCGACGAGCUGCUGAACCUGCUGGUGGACCAAGGCGUGAAAUACACGGAGCUGGAGUACAUCUACGCCCUCCACUUACUCCAUCGCAGCCAGACCGGUGUUGGGGACCAAACCGCCCAGAACAUGAGGCUCCAACGCCUGAAGGAGAUCAUCUGCGAGCAGGCAGCGAUCAAACAGGCCGCCAAGGAUAAGAAAAUCACCACGGUGUAAAUUG
Molecule: messenger RNA, 2806 nt
Organism: Pogona vitticeps (central bearded dragon)
Lineage: Eukaryota; Metazoa; Chordata; Lepidosauria; Squamata; Agamidae
Source: RefSeq, a predicted model, not a curated record